CAAAGUUUACCUGCAUAUAUCAAACAUUAAAAUUGUCAAAUCUAAAUGAAGACGGCAACAUUGUCAGGAAAUAUAUUGCAAUACACGUAGUGGUUUUAUCCGUGCACAAACACAAUGAUCUCGGUUGUAACGCUCGCGUGCCUAAUUGCAGUAGUCUGUUGUCAGUGCCCGACGACAGAUCAAGGACAGAUCAGUAAGGUCUUUAAAGCAUACGACAUUGAUGGUAACAAUAAAAUCUCAAGAGUUGAAGGAACCAUGGUCUUCAGGGAUGCAGAUUUAAAUCGUGAUGGGGCACUAGACAACAACGAAUUUUCCUCGGAAUGGGCGUUCUACCACAAUGAUUAUUACUCGCCUUUCUUCAACGUAGCCGACAGAAAUCAUAACGGAAGAAUUGAAUUCGUUGAGGGAAAUCAGGGAUUUGACCAUUUUGAUAAAAAUGGAGAUAAUGAAAUUUCGUCAUGGGAGUUUACCCAAACAUGGAUGGAAACAGUACGACCUAGCUCUAGACCGAUUGAUUUCUGAAGAUAAAAAAAUGACCAUGGAUAGAAAAAAUAUAAAGAAACAUGGUGUUACAAUAUUGAAAUAUUUUGUUUCAUACGUGUAAAUAAAAUACGGAAAAGCAUAAA
Messenger RNA from Ruditapes philippinarum (Manila clam), 626 nucleotides. Its product is annotated as insoluble matrix shell protein 5. Gene Ontology annotation, molecular function: calcium ion binding. The transcript has 5 exons. Lineage: Eukaryota; Metazoa; Mollusca; Bivalvia; Venerida; Veneridae. The coding region runs from base 115 to 522 and encodes 135 amino acids. The record is from RefSeq and is a predicted model, not a curated record.